Messenger RNA from Penicillium angulare, 921 nucleotides. RefSeq lists its product as uncharacterized. Lineage: Eukaryota; Fungi; Ascomycota; Eurotiomycetes; Eurotiales; Aspergillaceae. The coding region runs from base 1 to 921 and encodes 306 amino acids. The transcript has 2 exons. The record is from RefSeq and is a predicted model, not a curated record.
AUGUCCGACGACGACGAGUACUACGAGUGGGAAGAUGAAUAUCUCUUCGAGGACCCUGUGCCGGAUCUUGUUGAUGAACUCGCCCAAACAUCAUAUUACGAAGCCGCCCUUUUUGACGACCCGAACAUUUACACAGAGGACUACUUCAGUGACUGGGAAUACUACACGGAUGAUUACUAUGACGACGACCCGACCGUGAAAGAAAGCAGCCUCCGCGCGAAAACAGAGCCAAGCCCACGCAAGAACAGAAACAAGACCAAAGUCCGACGUACCCUCCCACCGCAGCAUCCGCCCCUACAUCUGGACCUCGGCUCCUUCCAGGGCGUCGUCUGGAAAGCCUCUCUGGAAGACGAUCCCACUGUUGCAGGAGCGGUACAGAUCUACGAACCCGGCCAGUCGGAUAAAGUCGCGCUGCUAGAAGACUGGAGGGAGAUUUUCAAGUCCGCGCAGCCUGCGCUGGAUAAGUCGCGUCUACGGAAGAGACAUGCGCCUGUCUCCUUGUCGGGAUCUGUAUCGGGAAUAUCAGGCGUCCAGGAUGGGGAUGGGGAUGAGGAGCUAGGUGAUGAUGAGGGGGAAGAAGAAGGAUAUGAAGAAGGAGAAGGGGAUAGCUCAGAUGCAAUGUCUGAUGUUUUGUCUUUGGAUCAGACGAAUGGAAGUGUUGACGCGGGGGAUGUAUCGAAUACGACGCCGGAGUUGGGACAGUCGCCGAAGGACCCUGGGUUUGCGGUUGAGAUACCUGUGAAACGGGGGAGAAAGCGCAAGGCUGAGACGCCUGUGAAGAAGAAUACGAAGGCGAAGGCGAGUAAGCCCAGUGUUGAGGAGAUGAGGAGUCACUCGAAACGGGUUGCGCGGAACAUUAGUAAGAGUGAUGAUGGGGGUUCGACUGGUCCUGUGCGUCGAUCUGCUAGACAGAAGAAGUAG